GUGGUCAGAAACGCCCUAAUCUGGGUUUGGGGGCCGUGCCGCCGGCCGCGCCCCGGUCCAUUUCCCGAGGGACCUGGGCCUCGCCGCCGGGGGCUGGGCCCGGCUGAGACCGCGGACCGCGGCGAUGGACGGGAGCGCGGAGAGGGGCGCCCAGGAGUCCGCAGCCGCGGCUCCCACGCCCGAGGACCCCGCCGGCUCGGCGCGGGGCAGCCCCCCGCACGGGUCGCCGCCCCGGGACGUGGGCGACUGCGCCCGGCCCCCGGACGCCGCCGCCGCCCCCAAGAGACUCUGCGGCUACCUGAGCAAGUUGGGCGGCAAGGGGCCCAUCCGCGGCUGGAAGACCCGCUGGUUCUCCUACGACGAGAGGAAGGGUCACCUGUCCUACUCGCGCACGGCGCAGGACGCCAACCCGCUGGACAGCAUCGACCUCGCGGGCGCCGUCUUCAACUGCAGAGCGGACGCCGAGGAGGGCACGUUCGAAAUCAAGACCCCCAGCCGGGUCAUCACGCUCAAGGCUGCCACGAAGCAAGUGAUGGUGUAUUGGCUGCAGCAGCUACAGAUGAAGCGCUGGGAGUUCCACCACUGCCCACCGUCGCCAGCUCCUCCCGCCCGCGCCGCUGCCCUGCGCCUCCAGCUAGAGCAAGAGGAAGCUGAGUUGGAGGAGUUCCUGUGCCCUGUGAAGACGCCCCCCGGGAUGGUGGGUCCGGCCGCCGCCUCCCAGCCCGCUCCCGCCCUGCCCUCAACCCUACAGAACAUUUCCCUCAAGCACCUGGGAACUGAGAUACAAAACACAGUGUCCAACUUCCGGGGCAACAGGCAAGCCCAAGGAGCAGGCCCUGGACUUCCCGGAGGAGAGAUUGCCCCCAGUGGAGAGCCCCAGAGGGAGUCGCAGCCUCUGGCGUCUGACCCUGGAGCCCCAGGGAAGGAACCAGCGGAGCCUGCAAAGCCUCCCCCCAAGGCCUCGCUGACCGCCAGCCUCCGGCUGAAAGCCAAGCGCCAGAACAACACCUUCCCCUUCUUGCCAGAAGGGCUCCCGCGGAGCCGGGCAGCCCAGGAGAAGGUCUUGGCCCUGGAGCAGCAGGUGGUGACGCUCACCCAGGAGUUAGAGUCCCAGAAGGAGCUGGUGAGGAUCUUGCACAAGGCGCUGGAGGCCGCCCAGCAGGAGAAGCGGGCGGCCAGCGCCUACCUGGCCGCCCCCGAGGACCAGGACCGGCUGGAGCUGGUGCGGCACAAGGUGCGGCAGAUCGCGGAGCUGGGCCGGCGGGUGGAGGCCCUGGAGCAGGAGCGGGCGGGCCUGGUGCAGGAGGCCGGCCUGCGGGAGCGCGAGCUGCAGGAGCUGCGGCAGCACGUACAGCUGCUGCUGGACAAGAACCAGGCCAAGCAGCUGGUCAUCUGCAAGCUCUCCGAGAAGGUCACCCGCGACUUCAUGCAGCCCCCCGACCAGCCCCCCGAGCCCCCUGAGGCCCUGAGCCAGCAGGAGCUGAUCGAGCACCUGAAGGACGACAUGGAGGCCUACCGAACUCAGAACCGCUUUCUCAACUCGGAGAUACACCAGGUCACAAAGAUCUGGAGGAAGGUGGCCGAGAAGGAGCGGGCCCUCCUGAUGAAGUGUGCCUACCUCCAAGCCCGGAACUGCCAGGUGGAGAGCAAGUACCUGGCGGGGCUGCGCCGGCUGCAGGCGGCCCUGGUGGACGAGCCCCCCGAGUGCUCGGAGCUGCUGAGGCAGCUCAUCCAGGAGGCGCUGCAGUGGGAGGCCGGGGAGGCGGCGGCGGACGGCGUGGGGCUGAGCCCCAUCAGCGAGUACGACGAGUACGGCUUCCCCACGGUGCCCAACUACGAGGUGGAGGACCUGAAGCUGCUGGCCAAGAUCCAGGCCCUGGAGGUCCGCUCCCACCACCUGCUGGCCCGCCAAGCCGUCGAGCGGCCGCUGGCCGAGCGCUGGGCCGCCCUGGGCGAGCUGGCCGCCUCAGCUGAGCUGAAGCAGCUGCUGCGGGAGGGCGCGCCCCGGGAGCAGCGGCCGCGGGUGUGGAGGUGGCUGGUCCAGCGCCGCGUGCGGCACCUGCAGGGCCCCGGCCGCUACCAGGAGCUGCUGGGCCGGGGCCAGGCCUGCGAGCACCCCGCGGCCCGCCAGAUCGAGCUGGACCUGAACCGCACCUUCCCCAGCAACAAGCACUUCACCUGCCCCACCUCCGGCUUCCCCGACAAGCUCCGCCGGGUGCUGCUGGCCUUCUCCUGGCAGAACCCCGCCAUCGGCUACUGCCAGGGCCUCAACAGGCUGGCGGCCAUCGCCCUGCUGGUCCUGGAAGAGGAGGAGAUCGCCUUCUGGUGCCUGGUGGCAAUCGUGGAGUCCAUCCUGCCCGCUGACUACUACAGUAAGACCCUGACGGCAUCGCAGGUGGACCAGCGUGUCCUGCAGGACCUGCUCGCGGAGAAGCUGCCCCGGCUCACGGCCCACCUGGCCCAGCACCGCGUGGACCUGUCCGUCAUCACCUUCAACUGGUUCCUGGUGGUCUUUGCCGACAGCCUCAUCAGCGACAUCCUCCUGCGGGUCUGGGAUGCCUUCCUGUACGAGGGCACCAAGGUGGUGUUCCGCUAUGCCCUGGCCAUCUUCAAGUACAAUGAGCAGGAGAUCCUGAGGCUACAGGACAGCCUAGAGAUCUACCAGUACCUGCGCCUCUUCACCAAGACCAUCUGCGACAGCCGGAAGCUGAUGACCAUCGCCUUCAAUGACAUGAACCCCUUCCCCAUGAAGCAGCUCCGGGGGCUGCGGGCGGCCCACCGGGAGCGGCUGGAGGCCGAGCUGCGGGAGCUGGAGCGUCUCAAGGCCGAGUACCUGGAGUCUCGCACGUGCCAGGGGCCGGCGCCGCCCGAGGCUUAUGCCAGCGAGGACGAGGGGGAUGGAGAUGCCUGACCGGGGCGG
Molecule: messenger RNA, 2920 nt
Organism: Sorex fumeus (smoky shrew)
Lineage: Eukaryota; Metazoa; Chordata; Mammalia; Eulipotyphla; Soricidae
Gene: TBC1D2
Product: TBC1 domain family member 2
Exons: 13
Coding region: 125-2911 (928 amino acids)
Source: RefSeq, a predicted model, not a curated record